AUGGCUUCCAACAGUUACGACUACAUUAUUGUUGGAGGAGGCCUAGCGGGUCUGGUCCUUGCUACACGUCUUUCUGAAGAUCUGAACACCAGUGUACUUGUGAUUGAGGCUGGUGAAGACAUGAGGGACGACCCCAUGGUAAAGAGUCCUUCUAUGUGGUCGAAAUUGCUUGGCUCCGGAACAUGGUGGAACUUCAAGACAGCCCCUCAGAUGAGAGACUUGGCGGCCGUGAAAUCAACUUCCCUCAAGGGGCGCCUUGUUGGCGGAUCAAGUUUCCUAAAUGGCCUUGUGCUCAUCGAGAUGUCCAAAGCAGAUAUUGAGGAUCUAGAUAAUGCGCGUAGACACGCUCGUGAUACCGCUGUGGGAGCUAUCCACUUUACUGGCACUUUCGCAAUGAUGCCACGGGAUAUGGGUGGUGUUGUUAGUCCCGAGUUACGUGUUUACGGCUGCACGCAGGCAGCGGUGUAUGGUGUUGCGGGAAUGGCUGCGGAUAUGGUCAAGUCUGGUCUUUGA
Daldinia decipiens is the source of this 513-nucleotide messenger RNA. RefSeq lists its product as uncharacterized. Lineage: Eukaryota; Fungi; Ascomycota; Sordariomycetes; Xylariales; Hypoxylaceae. The record is from RefSeq and is a predicted model, not a curated record. The transcript is spliced from 3 exons. Gene Ontology annotation, molecular function: oxidoreductase activity, acting on CH-OH group of donors; flavin adenine dinucleotide binding. Bases 1 to 513 code for a protein of 170 amino acids.